Achroia grisella is the source of this 1230-nucleotide messenger RNA. RefSeq lists its product as uncharacterized. Bases 1 to 1230 code for a protein of 409 amino acids. The transcript has 3 exons. NCBI's taxonomy places the organism in Eukaryota, Metazoa, Arthropoda, Insecta, Lepidoptera, Pyralidae. The record is from RefSeq and is a predicted model, not a curated record.
AUGAGGUUCCGAAUGACCUGGGUGCACCCCAAUGAUCGUCGGUAUCAGUUAAUCUUGUGGCGUGAAUACCCAUCUGCACCUCUUGUUACGUACGAGUUAGCUACAAAUACUUACGGCCUACGGUCUAGUCCCUACAUUUCCAUUCGUACCCUUUUAGAGCUUGCUGAACGUGAGCGCUCAUCAUACCCACGAGCAGCUGCUGUUCUGGAAAAUGAUAUUUAUGUUAAUGAGUGCCUAACCGGAGCGAGUUCACUCGGUGAAGCUCAAAUAUUAAAAACAGAACUUCAGUCCCUAAUAGCCUGUGGUGGUUAUGAGUUGAGAAAAUGGAUCAGUAAUGAACCCGAAUUGCUCAAAGACAUACCCCUCGAACAUCUACAGGGUCCAUAUGAAUUUCAUGACCCAGAUAACCCACCAACCAUUCCUGUACUUGUUGUAUUUAAAGCCAAAGCGUUUAUACAACGUCUAUGGAUGUCGGGCCUCAACUGGGAUGAUCCUCUUAACCAAUCCCUUUCUGAUGAGUGGUUAUUAUUUGUACAAGACCUGGAGAAUAUCAAACAGCUGAGCAUUCCUCGUCGGAUAUUGCCUGCGGAUGCCACUUCCAUUUCCUUACACGGCUUUUGUGAUGCUUCUGAGGCUGGUUAUGCAGCUGUUGUAUACCUUAGGACUGAAUCCUCUUCUGGCCAUUGCUCCGUCCAUUUCCUCAUUUCUAAGAGUAAGAUUGCCCCUAUACGUACUCGGCUCACAAUUCCCAAGUUGGAAUUGCAAGGAGCUGUGCUCCUCACAAAAUUAAUUCAUCACGUUACCAUCUGUCUGCAGAAGGUAAUCGUGUUGGAUGCUAUCCACAGUUGGACGGAUAGCAAAAUUGUGCUGGCAUGGAUAAAGACUCCUCCUCACCUGCUUCAAACAUUCGAAGCAAACCGCGUGUCUCAAAUCACCUCAUCCGAUUUCCCUUCCGAGUGGCAUCAUGUUCCUGGUUCUAUUAACCCUAGCGAUUGCGCUUCCCGAGGUCUUAGCGCAUCGUCUCUUCUUAACCAUGAUCUAUGGUGGUCUCCUUCCUGGUUGACAGAAACCCCUAAUCAUUGGCCUAUUGGUGCAGACUUAACAAACAAUCCUAUUGAUUCUUUACCUGGCCUUCGCUUAAUUGGAGAAAAUGAGAAGAAAUCUAUAUUAGGUUGGGCCAUGGAAGCAAUUCUAGAAAUAGCAUUUACUUUUAAAGAGGGUUCAAGAUAG